This is a messenger RNA of Clonostachys rhizophaga, 315 nucleotides long. NCBI's taxonomy places the organism in Eukaryota, Fungi, Ascomycota, Sordariomycetes, Hypocreales, Bionectriaceae. The record is from the annotation of a GenBank genome assembly.
AUGAAGCUUUCAGUUAUAUUCUUUGGUGCUGUGGCUCAGCUAAAGCUGUACUGCAACUUUAUCCUGUGCUGCGACAACUAUCCCGCCAGCUGCCGACUGCACACACCCGUGUACCACAACCGUGAUCACUUACCCUCCACCUGGGUCGUCCGCGCCGCCGCCGGACGUGAUUACCACAGUUACGGCGAGUUGUCCAGCAACCACAUCCUGCGCUCCAGUUACAGUGACGCCGCCUCCGGACUGUAUACGCCCAUGUACCACAACGGUCACGACUUUCCCAGGGGUUCCAAGCACCUCAUCCAGUACUCCACCUGA